AUGGGGCGAGCCCGCCCUGCCGCCCGCACCCCGCGGCCAGCCGCGACGGCAGCGCGGCGCGGAGCGGAGCCGCCCGCGGAGGAUGAUGGCGCCGGCGACCGCCCCCGCGAUGGCCGGCCCGCUGGCCCUGCUGGACCCCACAGGGCAAUUUGCAAAAAGGAAGAAGACUUCACUUUGGUUCACAAUCUCUCUACUGGUGGUGUCCAUUUUCAUACUGACCAUAGGUCUGGCAGCUACAACAAGAACAGAAAAUGUUACUGUGGGAGGCUACUACCCAGGCAUUAUUCUUGGCUUUGGAUCUUUCCUAGGGAUUGUAGGCAUCCACCUGGUAGAGAACAGAAGACAAAUGGUAAUCUGUUUGUUAUACCUGUCCCAUGUCUUACCCACCUUUGAUACCAAGUGACACAACAUGGUGGUAGAUCAGACUCUAUCAGAAAGAAACUACCACGUUUACUGUUGUCUUUGGCAGAAGGAAAUACCAAAUUUAUUACAAAGGAGGAACAUGUAGGAAAGAGAUACUUAAAUUUCCUUUUGGAGAGCUUUCUUGGCAACCAUAAUGGCUUCAGUUUGCUUCUGGAAACAUUUAUUGUACAUAUACAGUUAGUAGCCUCCAUCGUGUUUAUCAGCUUUGGCGUGGUAGCAGCAUUCUGUUGUGCAAUAGUUGAUGGAGUGUUUGCAGCGCGGCAUAUAGAACCUAGACCUUUGUAUAACAGAAGAUGCCAGUUUUAUUCAAGUGGAGUAGGAUUCCUAUAUGAUGCCUACCAAACAGAGGUGACUUGUUAUACCUUAAACACCAAGUGCCAGCUGAAAAUAAAGAGUAACACGUGCUAUUGCUGUGACCUGUACAACUGUGAGAACUCAGAGCAGUCCUCCAGCUACUACGAAUUUCUUGGAGUGAGCAGCUGUCAGGAUGUGGUUCACCUGUAUAGGCUGCUGUGGUCUUCCACAGUCCUGAACAUCAUCGGGUUGUUUCUGGGGAUCAUCACAGCAGCCAUUCUUGGAGCAUUUAAAGACAUGGUACCUAUGUCCCAAAUUGCUUUCAGUCCUGCACCACCUCCUCAGAUCCUGUACAACCCUGCCCAGCAGAUCCUGACAUAUGCUGGAUUUUGUCCUUCUGCAGCAACAAUUUCUACAUAUCCAUCCUAUCCAUUGCCCCUUCAGCCUGCCAGCAAUUUUCCAGGAACAUCAUCUACUGACAUUUCUUUAUCAGAAGAAACUCAGCCUCCAUCUCAGUCCAGCUCCAGCUACGGUCUUCCCCCCAAUGCUCCGCCCCUCUAUGCGCCGACUUACUUCUUGCCUGGAGAAAAGCCUCCACCAUAUGCACCAUAGGACCAAGUAUUUUAUUUGAGGUAGUUAGCAGGCAUUGUUUUUAAGAAACCUUUGGAAACCCUGCGCUGUGCAGGCACUAGACUUUCCAAAGAAGCCACUACAGAGUGUGUUACAGCCACUCUGCUUUUAGGCACAUCUCACUAAGCAGAGCAGAAACCUGGAAACAUCAGGGCAGGCUCAUCACCAGUGGGGUGACAGGUCACCACCCAGUCUGCCUGAGGUCAAAUGCAGUACUGCUUUCUACUUACCAUGAGUUUUUUCCUUCUCCCUAUACUGCAGAGUGGUUUUCUUCCAGAGGAGAAUUGAAGAAAACACUCUGGAUACGUGCUCUGCUUUCAUAAACCAAUAUAGAAGAGUUUUAGUUUGUGUUGUCUGAAUGAGUAUUCUGGAGCCCUACGAGUCAAUUGCUUUGGGUAGAAAGAGCCUAGGUGUUUGUGUGCUUGUGGUAUUUAUUUAAGAACCCUCUUUGGUGAAAGUGUUGUACCAAUAAAAAAAGUGUGUCAAUUAUUUUCCAAUAAAAUUGACUGUGUAUAUUUAUGCUGCACCUAAGGC
Molecule: messenger RNA, 1881 nt
Organism: Phasianus colchicus (ring-necked pheasant)
Lineage: Eukaryota; Metazoa; Chordata; Aves; Galliformes; Phasianidae
Source: RefSeq, a predicted model, not a curated record